GGUAAUAUUGACAUAACAUUCAGUCCCCGCGGCUCAGUCAGCGGCUUCAUCAUUUAGUAAAUCCACCAUCAUGUAUUUUCAAUUUAAGAACACAGCCAAAGAGUUCCACAAAACCUGGGCUUGUGCAGUAAUCCCUGUGACUAUAGUGAGGUCUGGUGAACCCCAAACUAUGUGAAGAGGAUGGGAGCGCAGGGGUGGACUGACCAUUUGGAAACUCGGGCACUGCCCGAGGGCCCGGGGUCAGUAGGGGGCCCCAUGAGAUGCUCCUGGUACCUUUUUCAUGGCUUUUUUGAGUUUGGGCAAGGACACAGGGGCCCCAUGAUUCCCUAUUGCCCGGGGCCACAU
This is a messenger RNA of Staurois parvus, 345 nucleotides long. NCBI's taxonomy places the organism in Eukaryota, Metazoa, Chordata, Amphibia, Anura, Ranidae. The record is from the annotation of a GenBank genome assembly.